This is a messenger RNA of Triplophysa dalaica, 1649 nucleotides long. RefSeq names its product ORMDL sphingolipid biosynthesis regulator 1 (gene ormdl1). Gene Ontology annotation, cellular component: endoplasmic reticulum membrane. The coding region runs from base 118 to 579 and encodes 153 amino acids. The record is from RefSeq and is a predicted model, not a curated record. Lineage: Eukaryota; Metazoa; Chordata; Actinopteri; Cypriniformes; Nemacheilidae. The transcript has 4 exons. Gene Ontology annotation, biological process: ceramide metabolic process; intracellular sphingolipid homeostasis; negative regulation of ceramide biosynthetic process.
CGGGUAGCCCGUUUGCUAGCCGUGUGUGUGUGCGCGCGUUGAGUCAACCUGCAGUACGCGCAGCGGAGGCCGGCAGCGCUCCAGCCUGCUCAACCCGAACACAAAUAAGAAAGCAAGAUGAAUGUCGGCGUGGCACACAGUGAAGUGAACCCUAACACUCGUGUGAUGAACAGUCGGGGGAUAUGGUUGACAUAUGCACUUGGCGUAGGAAUGCUUCACAUUGUGCUGUUGAGCAUUCCUUUCUUUAGUGUUCCUGUUGUGUGGACCCUCACAAAUGUCAUUCACAAUUUUGGUAUGUAUGUGUUUAUGCAUGCAGUGAAAGGGACACCGUUUGAAACUCCAGACCAGGGCAAAGCAAGACUUCUCACCCAUUGGGAACAGCUGGAUUAUGGCGUGCAGUUCACAUCAUCAAGAAAAUUCUUUACUAUCUCACCAAUCAUUUUGUAUUUUCUCGCCAGCUUUUACACAAAAUACGACACAGCUCAUUUUGUGAUAAACACAGCUUCCCUAUUGAGCGUUUUAAUCCCAAAACUGCCACAACUCCAUGGGGUCAGGAUCUUUGGAAUAAACAAGUAUUAAGCCCAGUGUUGAGAAGGCACAGAUCGACACAGAGCUGUUGCCUGAUAUGGCAAAGAAGAUAAACCCUUUGUACUUUGUACCAGAGUUGUGUACAUUUAACAGUUUUGUACAGUCUGUGUAAUUGUGAGUCUUCUUGUUUGAUAUAUCUUGAGUAAACCACUGUUGGGAUAUGUUAGGAGGAUGAUUCCACAAGCAUUAUUAACUUAAGAUAUUUAAUGUGUUUUUGUUAGAUGUUUUGUGUUCCCUUUAGAUCUGGGCUGGCCCAGGUUUCGUGUUAUUUUUUUUGGUUCACAUGUUUUUGUUUGUUCGGAUAACACAGAUACACUGAGAUUAAUGCUUUUACUGUCAUUUCACAUUUCUAAAUACAUUUUUUUGUUGAUACCAUGAAUUAACAAAAUGUGUUUUUAAAAUAUCAUGUAACCGUUUAGCUGGUUCUUGAGUUUUCUUUAAAUUGUCAUUGCUUUAUAGAGAAAUGAACUUUUCAUUUUCAUUUAAGCAAUUUGCAUGAUUUCCUGAAAGGUAUAUGUUUAGUCACACUAUUAUGUAUAGUUUUAUAAAUUAGUUUCAUUCCUUACAUCUUAGAAGUAACAAUGAAAAAAAUUGUUAACAUUAACAAACCUUUAGUAUGUAGGUUAUUUACCUAUUCAAUAAAGUCAACAUGAAAUCAAAAGACUUUCAUCAUGCUAUAAUAACUUGCCCUACUUUUUCCCCCCAACCCCCUGGUACCAUUCUGCGAAGUCCUUAUGUAAUUAUGUGUUGUUAUGUAAUUCUGACAUGUUUUAAACUGUUGUAAACAUAAUGUUGUAUUAUGUAAAUGCUAUUUCAUGUUGACUUUAUAGAGUAUAUAGUUGUGAAACUCUAAAACAUUACAAAACUUGGCCACAAAUUGUCCAGUUUCUUUGGUCUAAACAUCUGUAUCCUUCCACUGUUUCUUAUUGUCUCCUGACAAUAUCUAAGGUUGAAUUGUGCCAAUUGUUUAUUUUUCCUUUUGUUUUCAAGAGGUAUGGACAUAGUACGUUAUGUGAUGUAUGACAUGCUACAAACAAAUAAACUUUGCAAGGUAUUAGAAA